Letharia columbiana is the source of this 402-nucleotide messenger RNA. RefSeq lists its product as uncharacterized. NCBI's taxonomy places the organism in Eukaryota, Fungi, Ascomycota, Lecanoromycetes, Lecanorales, Parmeliaceae. The record is from RefSeq and is a predicted model, not a curated record. Bases 1 to 402 code for a protein of 133 amino acids. The transcript has a single exon.
AUGAGUCGCGUCAAAUCUAAGCAGACCGCGGCCCUGGGCCAGCGAACCGCUCCUUUGGGAAGGCAUCCAGUGACAGCGAAGCGCAAAAACGCCAAGAAGAAGGCCAUGAGACGCGCCGAGAGCAACGUGUCAGUGCUCUCACAAAACCCGCUGGCAACGUUCAGCGACCCUACCUGUAUCCGCAAGCAAUGGCUGUCCCAGCGAGGCUCUCGACGCGCCAAAGAAUUCACUGAGCUCCGCAACAAGCGCCGCUGGGUCCAAGGCCAGCUGGAGGACAAGCACAUCCAGGGCAGUACCGCUCGUGAGCUCUUGAAGCUCUACGACAAGACCUUCAUUGGCAAACCACCGGGGCAGAGGCCCGGGAUUGAAGACAUGUCCGGGGGUGCUAAGCUCGUCAAUUAG